AUGGCGCACGACAAGAAGGGCCCCACGGCCGCGACGGCCGCGGACCCGACACGCAACGAAUACAUCCCCUCCUUCAUCUCCAAGCGCCCGUUCUGGGCCGAGACCACGCACUCCAGCGACACGGACUACCUCGAGCACCAGCGCCUGCAAUCCGCACCCAAGGACACACUCGACCAAGCAAAAUGGUAUGAGCGGGGCAAAAAGGCCGGACCGGCCGCAACCAAGUUCCGCAAAGGCGCGUGCGAGAACUGCGGCGCCAUGACGCACAAGACAAAGGACUGCCUGAGCCGGCCGCGGAAAUUAGGGGCGCGAUGGACGGGCCAGGACAUCCAGGCGGACGAGGUGAUCGAGGACGUGCAGCUCGGGUGGGACGCCAAGCGGGACCGGUGGAACGGGUACGACGCCCGCGAAUAUCAGGCUGUGGUGCAGGAGUACGAGGACCUGCAGGCGUUACGGCGGAAGGUGACUUCUCCCAACGACGACCCGACUCAUGACAAAGACGACGACGCCCGCAUUCCCGAAGAGACAGACAUGGGCCGCUCCCAGCCCACGUCGACCCGCCAGUUGCGCCUGCGUGAGGACACGGCCGUAUACCUGCGCAAUCUGGACCUGGACAGCGCGCGCUACGACCCCAAGACCCGGUCGAUGGAUAAAUCCGAAAUGCCUGCCAGGCCGGAGGACGUCGACGUGUCGGAGGGGUUCCGACGCCCCGAGAUCGAAGCGGACGAUGCCGCCGCAUUCGAGGCAGCACAGCGGUACGCAUGGGAGACGCAAGAUCGGAACUCGAACUCGGCCAGCGCGCAGAAGCUGCACGUCCAGGCGAACCCGACGGAGGGCGAGAUCCUGCGCAAGAAACAGACCCAGGAAGCGGCCGCGAAGAAGGAAGCCACUAGAAAGGCUCUGCUCGAGAGGUACGGCGACGCGGCGCAGCCCGCGGCCAAGAAGCUCCAGUCCGGCGGCGUCGUCGCCAAUGAGCGGUACGUCGAGUACGAUGAGCAGGGCCAGAUCAAGGGCGCAGGCCGCACCGUCGCCAGGAGUAAAUACCGGGAGGACGUGUUCACGAACAAUCACACCUCGGUCUGGGGCAGCUGGUGGCGGGACUUCACGUGGGGAUACGCGUGCUGUCAUUCUACGGUGCGGAAUAGUUACUGUACGGGCGAGGAAGGGCGGCGGGCCUGGGAGGAAAGUGAGGGCUUGAGAACCGGGCAGUCUCUGCUUCAAAUUGGAGAUGCUAAGAUGGAAGAGGAUGUCGAAGAGGGAGUGGCCGAGCAGGACAAGGACAAGGUCGUGGGUGGCACGAAGACCACGCCAGAGGAAAAGCAACGGUUGAAAUUACAGCAGGAUGGAGAGGACGUAAGCGAGCGCAAGGAGGCCGAGGAGGUUGAUACGACGAGCUUGGGGCAGAAGACGAAGCCGCGAACGCCUGCUGCGAAGAAGCGGACGCUUCAAGAGCUGCAAUCGGGCAUCUCGGAGGAGGAGCUCGAGUCGUAUAAAAGGAAUCGCCUGGCGGCCGAUGAUCCCAUGGCCGGCAUGCUGGGCAAAGACGAACUAGUCCCGUGA
Messenger RNA from Cladophialophora yegresii CBS 114405, 1560 nucleotides. RefSeq lists its product as uncharacterized. NCBI's taxonomy places the organism in Eukaryota, Fungi, Ascomycota, Eurotiomycetes, Chaetothyriales, Herpotrichiellaceae. Gene Ontology annotation, cellular component: spliceosomal complex. The coding region runs from base 1 to 1560 and encodes 519 amino acids. The record is from RefSeq and is a predicted model, not a curated record. Gene Ontology annotation, biological process: mRNA splicing, via spliceosome. Gene Ontology annotation, molecular function: pre-mRNA 3'-splice site binding. The transcript has a single exon.